GGAGAGGAGGGAGGAGCAGAGGAGGCAGUGCUGGAGGUGUCUCCCUCUCCUCAGACGGAGACGCAGAGCGGCUACGCGCAGGCUGGGCGCUAUAAGCGCGCGGAGAUGCUGCGCGCGGACAGAGGCGUCUGUGCGCACGUGAGUAUGGCAGCAGCGGCGCGGAGCUGUGACUGAAACCGGGAACCGUGAGGCGGGAAAAGUCCCGCGCAGACGCGUCGGCAUGCUUCACCCGGACACCCGCGCGCCCGAAGGUGGCGUCGCGCGCAGCUCUGACACCCGCGCGUGACGCUGAAUGGACCCGAUGCGACUCGUCGACCCCCGGCACCUCCCGCAACUGAUGCCCCUGGAGGACCGGGAUCCCACCGCGGCGACGGGCACCCUGGGGCCCCGCAACUCCACGCCGGCCGCGGGAGGAGGUGCCCCGCAGCAUCACGCCGUGCCCUGGGUGGCCACCCUGCUGGCCGGCGUCCUCAUCGCGACCAUCGUGGUGGAUGUUAUCGGGAACCUGCUGGUCAUCGUGUCCGUGUUCAGGAACAGGAAGCUGAGGAAAGCAGGAAACGCCUUCGUUGUGAGCUUGGCCUUCGCUGACUUGGUGGUUGCCAUCUAUCCCUACCCGCUGGUGCUCACUGCCAUUUUCAACGACGGUUGGAUCGCCGGCUACAUCCACUGUCAGAUCAGUGGCUUCCUCAUGGGCCUCAGCGUCAUUGGCUCCAUCUUUAACAUCACGGGUAUCGCCAUCAACCGCUACUGCUACAUCUGCCACAGCCUCAAGUACGACAAGCUCUUCUCCAACAGCAACACCAUGUGCUACGUCGUGCUCGUCUGGGCGCUCACCAUCCUCGCCAUCGUCCCCAACUGGUUUGUGGAGUCGCUGCAGUACGACCCACGGGUUUACUCCUGCACCUUCGCCCAGUCCGUCAGUUCACUGUACACCAUCGCCGUGGUGGUGGUGCACUUCAUCUUGCCCAUUGGCAUUGUCAGCUACUGCUACCUGCGUAUCUGGAUUCUGGUCAUCCAGGUGAGGCGGCGGGUCAAGCCAGACUCGAGACCUAAAAUCAAGCCACACGACCUCCGCAACUUCCUCACUAUGUUUGUGGUGUUCGUGCUCUUCGCUGUCUGCUGGGCGCCGCUGAACCUGAUUGGCCUGGCGGUGGCGGUGGACUCCACGCUGGGCCGUGCCAUCCCGGAGUGGCUGUUCACAGCCAGCUACUUCAUGGCGUAUUUUAACAGCUGCCUCAAUGCCGUCGUCUACGGCGUCCUGAACCAUAACUUCAGGAAGGAGUACAAGAGGAUCGUCCUCAUCAUCUUCAAGUUCCACUGCUGA
This is a messenger RNA of Oreochromis aureus, 1324 nucleotides long. It is a transcript of the gene mtnr1al, whose product is annotated as melatonin receptor type 1A like. The coding region runs from base 293 to 1324 and encodes 343 amino acids. Lineage: Eukaryota; Metazoa; Chordata; Actinopteri; Cichliformes; Cichlidae. The record is from RefSeq and is a predicted model, not a curated record. Gene Ontology annotation, molecular function: melatonin receptor activity. Gene Ontology annotation, biological process: G protein-coupled receptor signaling pathway. Gene Ontology annotation, cellular component: membrane. The transcript has 2 exons.